GCAGCUCACUGGGUUUUGAAACGCAGCCUCUCUCCAGUGCAGUAUCCGCCAUAUUGUUUAUCAGGAGACGCCGAGAGGGCCACGAGGAAUGACGUUUAGGAUUUCUGUGUCUCCUGAUUAAGUUCCUGGAUGUCCUCUUUCACUAGUACAAAAAUCAGCCUAUGCUCCACCAUAAAGUCAUCACAUACUGCCUUCAUCAGCCCCAGCUGUAAUUUGCUGCUUGGAGGAGCCCUCCAAGGUGUUUCAGGGAAUACUGUGUGUAGAAUAUGUCUGGCCCUGUCCCGAGUCGCGCUCGAGUUUACCCUGAUGUAAACACACAGCGAUCCAGAGAGUACUGGGACUACGAAUCCCACGUGGUAGACUGGGGAAAUCAAGAUGACUAUCAGUUAGUGCGAAAGCUCGGCCGGGGAAAAUACAGUGAAGUGUUUGAAGCCAUAAACAUCACAAACAAUGAGAAAGUAGUUGUCAAAAUGCUCAAGCCAGUGAAAAAGAAGAAAAUUAAACGAGAAAUAAAAAUUCUGGAGAACUUAAGAGGAGGCCCAAACAUCAUAUCACUUUUAGACAUCGUAAAGGAUCCUGUGUCACGAACGCCAGCUCUGGUUUUUGAGCAUGUUAACAAUACAGACUUCAAGCAACUGUAUCAAACAUUAUCAGACUAUGACAUCCGCUUCUACAUGUAUGAAAUUCUGAAGGCUCUGGACUACUGCCACAGUAUGGGAAUAAUGCACAGAGACGUAAAACCACACAAUGUCAUGAUCGACAAUGAGCACAGAAAGCUUCGUCUGAUUGAUUGGGGUUUGGCAGAGUUUUACCACCCAAACCAGGAGUACAAUGUACGGGUGGCAUCCCGUUAUUUUAAAGGCCCUGAACUCCUUGUGGAUUACCAGAUGUACGACUACAGUCUGGAUAUGUGGAGUCUUGGAUGCAUGCUAGCAAGUAUGAUCUUCAGGAAGGAACCGUUUUUCCAUGGACAUGACAACUAUGACCAGCUGGUUCGGAUUGCAAAGGUUCUGGGUACAGAGGACCUGUAUGAUUACAUUGACAAAUACAACAUUGAGCUGGACCCACGCUUUAAUGACAUUUUGGGCAGACACUCCAGGAAGAGAUGGGAGCGGUUUGUGCACAGUGACAAUCAGCAUCUGGUCAGUACAGAGGCUCUGGAUUUUCUGGACAAGCUGCUACAUUACGACCACCAGGAACGAUUGACGGCCCGUGAGGCCAUGGACCACCCUUACUUCUACCCCAUAGUUAAAGACCAGGGCAGAGGAGCGCCAGCUUCAGGAAUUGCUGCCAGUUCCACACCAGUCAGCUCUUCUAGCUUGAUGGCAGGCAUCACCUCAAUGACUCCGAGCAUACAGCCUAACAUCGCCAACAUGAGCGCUGGCUCGCCUGUCAUUCCUGCCCCAAACACAAUGGCCACACAAGUGCCCACUGCCGCUGGAGCCCAGCCCUGAGCACCAACUGCCCCUACCUUCCCCCUUCUCUUUCUCACGACCCUUUAUCUCUAUCUUUCAUCCCUCUAUCUGUCUUUCUCUUAAGUGGGGCUACUUGUGAAUUGUUGGGGGAGGGGUGGGGCGAUUGAUUUAAUUUGUCGUUAUUUUUAUGUGUUAAAUAACAAAGAACUAAUGUUAAGUUACCGUUUUAUUUUUUUUCUUCUCAGUUGUGUUUAGGGAUUUAUGGACUCAAGAAACCCAUGUUUUUCACCUGUCUCUGUGAGUUAGAAAAGCAUAUGGGUGUGAGCUUCUCACCGUAACUGUUUAGAAACCCACAAAUGUCCACCUGAAAAAGGAUAAUAAAACAAAUUUUAUAUGUCCCUCUAGCAUUCUUGUGCUUGAAACAAUCUCAUUGACUGACUUAUUUUUAAUUGUGUGUGAUUUUGGAAGGCAGGGAUUUUUAGAAAGGGUUUUGGUUUAGUUAUACCCAUUAUUUUAGUCCCUGCUUUAAGUAUUUUUACAAUUUGAGUCUUGUUCACAAAACCUGGUGUUGUAUAUAUUGAACUUUUCAGAGUAAAUAUGCUGAUAGAGUCUGUUGUCCUUGUAUUUUGAUGAAUAUAAAUAGGACAAGAGAAGGCUCAUUCUAUGUCUGUAGUUUCUCUAGGAGGCUUGCUGGGUCUGAGAGCUGAUGGGCAUAGCAUUUGUGUAGUGUCAUAAUUUUCCCCAUCAUGCUGUGUUUCAGAUCUGCAUUUGGACUGGAGGACAGAUUCAAUCAAAACUACAGUUACAUUUCUGAAGAUUCGUGUUCAGUCAUUGUGUAAUACUUAACAAUAAUGAAAUCUUUUGUUUCAGUUCAGCUGUGCUGGUUUUUUGUGUAGGGCAGGUUAAUUGGAUUUGGUCCCAAAUCUUGUUAAACUCUCACUAGUUGCUGUUUGAGAAUUUGUACCAAUUGCUGAGUAACAAUCAAUAACAUGCCAAUUUUUGUUACUUUCGUGUGUGUGUGUGUGUGUGUGUGUGUGCGUGCGCGCGCGUGCGUGCAAGCACACGCGCAUGUAUGAGUGGAGUUUUAAGUUUCAGACUUACAAAGUUUUUUUUUUUUUGAGAGUAGACUGUUUAUUGAAAUACACUUCUCAUUCUACCGCACAAUUAAAUCCGUUAAACCAGUGAAAUAUCAGUUUAGCAUUGCAUGUUGUGUUUUACUGUGGUUUGCCUUUGGUUGGCUUAUGGAAGAAUGAACAAAACAUUAUAUGGACCGUUUCUGUGACUCCCGAAGCAUCUGUCUAGGAAAAACAGAAUCUUUUAGUACCUUAAUUGUUUAAAUGUUUCUUAUUGUUCUUUUUUUUUUUGGAAUUGUCUAUUAGUGAAAUAUCAGAUGUUAAAGACUAGCUCUGUAGUGGAGGCUGAACUUAUGUUUGUCCUCGGCCUGUGUUAGUGUGAAAAAUCUAAAUAUCAUAGUGUUGUAAAUACAUUCAUUCGUGGUUUGCCAUAUAUAAUUUUUGCAGUCAAAGAUAUAUAUAUAUAUAUAUAUAUAAUUUUAUUUUAUAAAUAAUUUAAGAGAAAAUAUGUUUAAGGAAAAAGACCAUGCCACUUUCUUUAUUAAGCUGUACGUUUAAUGUAUUAAAGUGAAUGGUAUGUUUGUAGUCAGGUGGAAGAAAACAGAGGCUACCUCAGUCACAUUUAUAUGGAAUUCAAUAAAGGAAAACAACUGU
Molecule: messenger RNA, 3142 nt
Organism: Xyrauchen texanus (razorback sucker)
Lineage: Eukaryota; Metazoa; Chordata; Actinopteri; Cypriniformes; Catostomidae
Product: casein kinase II subunit alpha-like
Exons: 15
Coding region: 267-1454 (395 amino acids)
Biological process (GO): protein phosphorylation
Cellular component (GO): cytosol; protein kinase CK2 complex; nucleus
Molecular function (GO): protein serine/threonine kinase activity; ATP binding
Source: RefSeq, a predicted model, not a curated record